AUGAAGAGGAGAGCGUCGUUGCUCGGCCGGCCAAGUGCGUUCCAGGCAGGCGUCACGAUCUUCGAGCCAAAUGAGAUCGCACCUGAAACGCUAGUGCGUCAGUCGAAAAGGCUGAAAGUCUCAACUCCAGCCAACCCAUCAACCUCAAAUUGUUCCCAACAACGACAUGGCGCACCCUCGAGCUCGACGGCACCAAGAUCUUCCGAGGAUACCGUGUCGGGAGAAGUUACCACAAGCAGAGCUUCGAAGACAGCCAAGGUCACUCAACUCGUGAAAACUGAAGUCGACUCGGAAGAGGCAGCCGGCUCGUCCACCUCAGCACCUGCGACAGGACGUCCUAAACCGAAACGGGUCGCGUCUCCCCGCAAACCGAGGCCGAUUCCAACGGCGCUGGAGACCCCCCACCCGGCACCUCCAAGCUGGCGCGAGGCAUAUGACACGAUAAAGCGCAUGCGCCAGCGUAUCGUCGCGCCGGUCGACACCAUGGGAUGCGACCAGGCACAGUUGAAGGAAACCGACCCGAAGAAUCAACGCUUUUCGACUCUGGUCUCGCUGAUGCUGUCGUCACAGACCAAAGAUGAAGUGACCGAUGCGGCAGUGGCGAAACUCCGCGAGGCUGUGGGCGGGACCCUGUCCAUCGACGCGGUUCUGAGAGCCAGCGAGAGCGCUAUUUCCGAAGCCAUAUGCAAAGUGGGCUUCUGGCGGCGCAAGACACAGUACAUCAGACAAGCUGCACAGAAACUCAAGGACGAGUUCGGCGGCGAUGUUCCCAAGACUGUAGAUGAGCUUUGUUCUCUGCCUGGCGUUGGGCCCAAGAUGGCCUUCCUAGCGUUGCAAGUCGCGUGGAAGGUAAAUGCUGGAAUCGGCGUGGAUGUGCACGUCCACCGGAUAACGAACAGGCUUGGAUGGCACAAGUCCCCAACGAAGACUCCGGAGGAGACCCGCCUAAACCUGCAGUCAUGGUUGCCAGUGGAGCUGCACCCAGAUAUCAACCAUCUACUCGUAGGAUUCGGUCAGACCAUAUGCGCACCCGUUGGACCCAAGUGCGACCAAUGCGAGCUUAGCGAUGGGCUCUGCCCGAGCGCUAGGAAGGUCGUCAAAGCGUCCAGUAGCAAGACGAGAAGCAAGAAGAUUGCCUCCGCCGUCUCAGUAGAAGCUGAUCGAGGUGCCGGUCCGCAGAUCGAAGUUAAGUUUGAGGAAGAGUCGGAAGAGCACAAGGUCGACAUCCAGACCCUCGCCGCGGCACCUGAGCGCACCUCACCUACGCCGGACGUUCCCCUGAAGUAUGAGGACACAUCAUGA
Dichomitus squalens LYAD-421 SS1 is the source of this 1302-nucleotide messenger RNA. Its product is annotated as DNA glycosylase. Gene Ontology annotation, molecular function: DNA binding; DNA-(apurinic or apyrimidinic site) endonuclease activity; oxidized pyrimidine nucleobase lesion DNA N-glycosylase activity. Gene Ontology annotation, biological process: nucleotide-excision repair; base-excision repair; base-excision repair, AP site formation. NCBI's taxonomy places the organism in Eukaryota, Fungi, Basidiomycota, Agaricomycetes, Polyporales, Polyporaceae. The record is from RefSeq and is a predicted model, not a curated record. The transcript has 6 exons. Bases 1 to 1302 code for a protein of 433 amino acids. Gene Ontology annotation, cellular component: nucleus.